AAACGAAAUAUUUUCAUCAAACAGAUACACGCUGUUGGGGGCCAGCGGAUGUGGCAAGACAACCCUGUUGUCCUGUAUCGUCGGAUUACGUUAUCUCGACAGUGGAGAGAUGUGGGUCUUGGGGGGAUCUCCGGUCAGUGUGGGCUGCGGAAUUCCAGGGCCUCGGGUGGGUUAUAUGCCGCAGGAUACCUCUUUAGUCGAACUGUUUUCUACAAGCGAUGCUCUUUAUUACUUCGGCAGGAUCAAUGGGCUUGACGAUAAGGAGAUCGCAAAUCAGUUGGUGAAGAACAUGAGUGGAGGUCAACGAAGAAGGGUUUCCUUUGUCGCCGCAUUGAUGCAUAAGCCCGAACUUCUAAUUCUCGAUGAACCCACCGUAGGUUUGGACCCAAUUUUGAGAGAAAACAUUUGGGCUUAUCUGAUCAAACUAACACAGGAGGAAAGCACCACCGUAUUGAUGACGACGCAUUAUAUCGAAGAGGUUAAAAAGGCUAAUAAAGUGAGUUGCCAUUAGAUUUGUCUUAAUAAUAUUUACUUAAUAAUAUUUAAAAAUAGCGAAAUUUUGUUUUAAAGAAAGCGCCAAAAAUUUUGGAGAAAUGUUUUUAUUGCUUGGUUUACAUCGUGCACUUGAUACCACGUAUGAAAUAGAGCACUUGAACUAGUCGACCAAUGAGUGAACCAGUUUAUUAGUUGUUACUAUUUGUUAUUCAUAUUAAGCACACGAUGU
Molecule: messenger RNA, 724 nt
Organism: Vollenhovia emeryi
Lineage: Eukaryota; Metazoa; Arthropoda; Insecta; Hymenoptera; Formicidae
Product: ABC transporter G family member 23-like
Exons: 3
Coding region: 110-511 (133 amino acids)
Molecular function (GO): ATP hydrolysis activity; ATP binding
Source: RefSeq, a predicted model, not a curated record